Messenger RNA from Astyanax mexicanus (Mexican tetra), 10581 nucleotides. It is a transcript of the gene sptb, whose product is annotated as spectrin, beta, erythrocytic. The record is from RefSeq and is a predicted model, not a curated record. Gene Ontology annotation, biological process: actin cytoskeleton organization. Bases 16 to 7467 code for a protein of 2483 amino acids. The transcript has 36 exons. Gene Ontology annotation, cellular component: cell projection; plasma membrane; spectrin. Gene Ontology annotation, molecular function: phospholipid binding; structural constituent of cytoskeleton; actin filament binding. Lineage: Eukaryota; Metazoa; Chordata; Actinopteri; Characiformes; Acestrorhamphidae.
CUUUCUGGGAUCAGGAUGAGCAGCCCGUGUCUGUGCCGUGCUGUACCUGUCAGCAGCCAGACUCGGCUGCGGGAGGUCAAGCUCAGCCUGAAGACCAGCAGAGAGGCCAGCACCAUCCGGCCCAAUGUGGUUGCCCGGGAGAUCAGCAGCCGGGCGUUUUCUACCACUAAAGAGGUGCCCGUCCGGGUCAGCAUGACCCCCAGCCGGAGCAGGAGUACCCCUCCAGUCUACAGAGCCCAGCGUCCCGACAGCAAGAGAGGUCCCAAGACUAACGGCCACAAACCUGAGCAUCUACCUGAGAGGAAUGGAACCCAUUUGGACGUCCCAUCUCCAGGAGCCCCCUUCACAGUAUCUCCUUAUUCCUCUUCUACCUCUUCUUCUUCCUCCUAUACUCCAAGACUCACCCGACCUUUGUCUUCUCGCCCACCGCCUUCGUCCUCCUCUUCCUCAGCUUCACAGGGCAUGAGGCGCACCCGCUGGCUGAGCUACAGCACCUCCAACAUCUGCUUCAACUCCAUCCUAGACGGAAGGUUUAGACAACUUCAAGAUGAGCGAGAGGCUGUGCAAAAGAAGACCUUCACAAAAUGGGUGAACUCCAUCCUGGCCAGAGUCAGCUGCCGGAUAUCGGACCUCUAUCUAGACCUCAGGGACGGGAGGAUGCUCAUCAAACUGCUAGAGGUUUUGUCAGGGGAGAGGCUGCCCAAGCCCACCAAAGGCCGAAUGAGGAUCCACUGUCUGGAGAACGUAGACAAGGCGCUGCAGUUUCUAAAGGAGCAAAGAGUGCAUUUGGAGAACAUGGGAUCACAUGAUAUUGUAGAUGGCAACCACCGGCUGAUUUUGGGCCUCAUCUGGACCAUCAUUCUUCGCUUUCAGAUCCAAGACAUUGUGGUAGAAACAGGACAAGCCGACCAGACAGGAAAGCAGGAGACACGCUCAGCCAAAGACGCCCUGCUCCUUUGGUGCCAGAUGAAGACUGCUGGGUACCCAAAUGUCAACAUCACCAACUUUACCACAAGCUGGAAGGAUGGCUUGGCUUUCAACGCUCUCAUUCACAAACACAGACCAGAUCUGGUGGACUAUGGCGGCCUGCAGAGAUCCAACCCAACUCACAACCUUCAGCAAGCUUUCAACGUGGCUGAACGACAGCUUGGAGUUACCAAGCUCCUGGACCCAGAAGAUGUGUUCACUGAGAACCCAGAUGAGAAGUCCAUCAUCACAUAUGUCGUUGCCUUCUACCACUAUUUCUCCAAGAUGAAAGCUCUGGCAGUUGAAGGCAAGCGAGUUGGGAAGGUGCUGGACCAUGCCAUUGAAACUGAGAAGAUGAUUGAAAAGUAUGAGACACUUUCCUCCGACCUGUUAACAUGGAUCGAACAAACCAUCAUAGUGCUGAACAACCGCAAACUGGCCAACUCUCUCAGUGGGGUCCAGCAACAACUGCAGGCCUUCAACUCCUAUCGUACUGUGGAGAAACCACCCAAAUUCCAGGAGAAGGGCAACCUGGAGGUUCUGCUGUUCACCAUCCAGAGCAGGAUGAGGGCCAACAAUCAAAGAGUUUACACCCCUAAAGAAGGUGCUCUGGUCUCAGACAUCAACAGGGCAUGGGAGAGACUGGAGCGGGCCGAGCAUGACAGAGAGCGUGUCCUGAGAGAUGAGCUCAUCAGACAAGAAAAACUAGAGCAAAUGGCCCGUCGCUUCGACAGGAAGGCCGCUAUGAGAGAGACCUGGCUGCUGGAGAACCAGAGACUGGUAUCACAGGACAAUUUUGGGUAUGAUCUGCCAGCAGUGGAAGCAGCGAAGAAGAAGCACGAUGCCAUAGAGACAGACAUUGCUGCAUAUGAAGAACGUGUGCAAGCUCUGGUGGCCUUGUCCAAAGAGCUGGAGGCUGAGAAGUACCACGAUGCUAAACGCAUCGAUGCAAGAAAAGACAACAUUCUGAGACUGUGGGACUACCUCCAGGAACUUCUGAAAGCUCGCAGGAGCCGCCUGGAGAAAAAUCUCACCCUGCAGAGGAUCUUCCAAGAGAUGCUGUAUAUCAUUAGUUGGAUGGAUGAGAUGAAGGCUCGUCUCCUGUCUCCUGACUUUGGGAAGCACUUGCUGGAGGUGGAGGAUCUUCUGCAGAAGCAUGCUUUAUUGGAGGCAGACAUCGCUGUGCAGACAGAAAGAGUCCACUCGGCAAAUGUCGCUGCUCUCAAGUUUGCAAAUGGAGACAGCUACAAACCUUGUGACCCUCAAGUUAUUCGAGAUAGGGUGCAGCACUUGGAGCUCUGCUAUCAGGAGCUGUGUGCGCUUGCCGCCCAGCGCAAGGCCCGCUUAGAACAGUCCCGUCGCCUCUGGAACUUCUUCUGGGAGAUUGCAGAACUGGAGAGCUGGAUCAGGGAGAAGGAGCACAUCUUUUCCUCUCUUGACUACGGCAAGGACCUGACCAGCGUGCUUGUGCUACAGAGUAAGCACAGUGCCUUUGAAGACGAACUGGGGGCCCGCCGUGAUCACCUAAAGCAGGUGAUGGGUGAGGGCGAGAGUAUGGUGAAGGCCAAACACUUUGGUGCCCCUAAGGUGCAGCAGCGCAUGGACGACGUACAGAGACAGUGGCAGCAGCUGGAGGAGCUGGCUGCUUUCCGUAAGCAGAACCUACAGGACACUCAGCGGUUCUUCCAGUUCCAAGGUGAUGCGGACGACCUCAAGGCCUGGCUGCUGGACGCUAUGCGGCAGAUGAGCAGCGAUGAGGUGGGACACGAUGAGUAUACCACACAGAGGCUGCUUAAGAGACAUCGCGUCCUGAGAGAUGAGGCAGCUAAGAACGGAGCUACCAUUGACACUUUGAGCAAACAGGCCAAUUCACUGCCUGAAGAGCUCAAGAACACCCCAGACAUCCAAAGGCGUCUGAAGGACAUCAAGGAUCUGUACAUGGAGCUGCUGUCUCUCUCAGACCUGCGGCAGAAAAAGCUGGAUGACACCAUGGCGCUCUACACCAUCUUCAGUGAGACGGAUGCUUGUGAGCUCUGGAUGGGUCAGAAGGAGACAUGGUUGGUGGGCCUGGAGACUCCAGAGAAGUUAGAAGAUCUGGAGGUGGUUCAGAAUAGGUUAAGCAUUCUUGCUCAGGAAAUGGGAAAUAUGCAAGCAAGAGUAGACGACGUCAACAAAGCAGCCAAACAACUAGAGGACAGCAGACACCCACGAUCAAAGGAGGUGAAGGACUGUCAGACCCGUCUCAAUAAGAGGUGGGAAGCAUUUAAGGCAAUGGUAGAAGAUAAAAAGCAUAAGGUAGAUUCAGCGGUCAGUCUUCACAACUAUGAUAUUGACUGUGAUGAGACGGGGGCAUGGAUCAAGGACAAGACACGAGUUAUUGAAUCCACACAAGAACUUGGAAAUGACCUGGCCGCAGUGAUGACCAUCCAGAGGAAGCUGUUUGGAAUGGAAAGAGACCUGGCUGCUAUUCAGGAUAAGCUAGACUUCCUGCGUGGUGAGGCCCAAAAGCUGGUGAAGGAUCACCCAGAAAAUGCUGCUGACAUCCUGGCUCGACAAGACGAGCUGGACGCAGCUUGGGACACUCUGAAGCAAACGCUAAAGGCCAGGGAGGAAUCCCUGGGUGAAGUCAGCAAGCUCCAGACCUUCUUGCAGGAUAUGGAUGACUUCCAGUCCUGGCUGUUUAAGACCCAGAAGGCCAUUGCCUCUGAGGAGAUGCCAACAAGUCUUCCAGAGGCGGAGGAGCUCCUGAGCCUCCACGAUGCAGUAAAAGGAGACAUGGAUGGUCAUGAAGAAGACUACCACCGUGUAAGAGACACCGGAGUAGUUGUAACUCAAGGCCAAGAAGACGAUCCUCAGUAUCAGCAGCUGGAGCAGAGGCUAAAGGGCCUGGACAAGGGCUGGGAUGAGCUGCACAAAAUGUGGGACAGCCGUAAGAACUUUCUGGACCAGGGUCUAGGCUUCCAGCAGUUUUCCAGAGAUGCAAAGCAAGCUGAAACCAUCCUAAACAAUCAGGAGUACACUCUAGCCCACUUGGACCUGCCUGACACUUUGGAUGGAGCGGAGAAGGCCCUCAAGAAACAUGAAGAUUUUGUUAUCACCAUUGACGCUAAUAAGGACAAAAUACAGACUACGCUGGAAGGAGGUCAGAGGCUAGUGGACAGUGAAAACCUGUACGCACCGAAAGUGAAGGACAGGAUGAACUCCAUCCAAGACAGAUGCGAGAAGAACCAAGACAAGGCAAAGGAAGUCUCAGGAAAACUCAAAGACAACCGAGACCUGCAGCACUUUCUGCAGAACACUCAGGAUCUUACUCUAUGGAUAAACGAGAAGAUGCUGACUGCUCAGGACACCUCAUACGAUGAGGCACGCAACCUCCACAGCAAAUGGCAGAAACACCAGGCCUUCAUGGCUGAGCUGGCCUCCAACAAGGACUGGCUCAACAAAAUCGAUCAGGAAGGUGAAGAGUUGAUGGAGUCCAAGCCGGAAUUUGAGCCCAUUGUGAUGGAACGUCUGGCUAAACUUCACGAACUGUGGGAUAAGCUGGAACAGACCACACAAGAAAAGGCCCGACUUCUGUUUGAUGCCAACCGCUCUGAGCUGUUUGACCAGAGCUUGGCUGAUUUGAAGAAGUGGCUUGCUAACCUGCAGCUGCAGCUCCAGGGCGACGUGGAUGAGGAGGUUAAAGAUCUCACCAGUGCCAAUAUCUUGCUCAAGAAGCAUCAGAUGACUGAGAAUCAGGUGAGGGAUCGAGCUCGGGAGCUGGAGGAGCUGCAGGAGGCCGUUCAGCAACAUGGCCCCAUCAGAGAAGAUCAGCCUGAGCUGGAGGUGGAGCAGCAGGCCCUCCAGAGAGACUUCCAGCAGCUUCUCACACCCCUGGCUCAACGCAAAGGCAAACUGGAGGCAGCGAAAUCUGUGUACCAGUUCUACAGAGACAUCGCCGAUGAAAUUCUUUGGGUUGAAGAAAGACUACCUAUGGCCAUGUCACAAGAACAUGGAAACAAUCUUCAAACAGUCCAGCUUCUCCUGAAGAAAAUGCAGACUCUUCAGAAGGAGAUUGAAGGUCACCAGCCACGUGUUGAUGAGGUACUGGAGCGCGGUCGGCGUAUGAUGGCAGCUGCAGCGGGAACUCCAGAGGCGGACCACAUGUCUGAAGAAAUGAAGAAGUUGGAGGAAGUGUGGGCACAGUUGCAGGACGAGAUGGAAAAGCGAAGGGAUCGGCUCAAUGGAUCAAAUGAAGCUCAGCAAUACUACAAUGAUGCAGAUGAAGCUGAAGCUUGGAUUGGUGAGCAGGAGCUCUACAUGAUUGCUGAUGAGAAAGCAAAGGAUGAACAGAGUGCGAUGGUCCUGCUAAAACGACACUUGAUUCUGAAGCAAACAGUGGAUGACUACGCAGACUCCGUUCAGAAGCUGGCUGACCGCGCUCAGAAGACGCUGGCUGAGGAUCAUCCUGAUGGUGAGGCGAUCAUCAGAAGGCAGGGUCAGGUGGACAAGCAGUAUGCAGGGCUUAAAGAACUGGCAGAGGAUCGCAGAAAGAACCUCGACCACACCUAUCAUCACUACCUGCUGAGCCGGGAGGUGGAGGAUCUGGAGCAGUGGAUUGCUGAGCGUGAUGUGGUGGCUUCAUCACAGGAGAUGGGCCAGGACCUUGACCAUGUCACGAUGCUGCGGGAUAAGUUCAGAGAUUUUGCGAGGGAUACGGGGACUGUGGGACAGGAGCGGGUGGAUGCUGUGAAUCAGAUCAUUGAUGAGCUGAUAGAAGGCGGCCACAGUGAAUCAGUUACUCUGGCUGAAUGGAAGGAUGGAGUCAACGAAAGCUGGGCUGAUCUCCUGGAACUCAUCGACACCCGUAACCAGCUCCUCACAUCUUCUUACGACCUUCUCAAGUACUUUGAUGAUGGGAAGGAGUUGGUGGUACAGAUCGAAGACAAACAGAAGGAGCUUCCAGAAGAUCUGGGAGAGGAUUUCAGCAAGGCAGAGUCCUUCCACCGCAUGCACGCUGCCUUUGAGAGAGACAUCAGCACCCUGGGCAAGCAGGUAAAACUGUUCCAGGAGACAGCAGCUCGUCUGUUUGCUCAGUACGCUGGGGACCAGGCUGUUGCCAUCCAGACCACAGAGAAGGAGGUGGUAGAUGCCUGGAAGGGUCUCCUUGCUGCCUGUGCUGGAAGACGGCAACAGCUGGAGGAGACGGCCAGCAAGUUCCGAUUCUACACCAUGGUUAGGGACCUUUUGGCCUGGAUGGAGAGUAUUAUCCAGCAGAUAGAAACCCAGGAGAAGCCCAGGGAUGUGUCAUCAGUAGAGCUACUGAUGAAGUAUCACCAAGGGAUCCGUGCAGAGAUUGAGACACGUGAGACCAAAUUCAAUGCUUGUGUGGAGCUGGGAAGAACUCUGUUGGUACGGAAGCACAAAGACUCAGAGGAGAUCAAAGAGAAGCUCAGGCAGCUGAUAGAGAAGAGGAAAGAAAUGAUGCUGAAGUGGGAUGACCGAUGGGAUUGGCUUAGACUGUUGUUGGAGGUGUGCCAGUUUGCUCGGGACGCAUCUGUGGCAGAGGCCUGGCUGAUAGCUCAGGAACCUUAUGUGGCCAGUAAAGACAUAGGUCAGACUGUGGAUGAGGUGGAAAAGCUCCUCAAAAGACACGAGGCCUUCGAGAAGUCCACCGCCACCUGGGAGGAGCGAUUCUCUGCACUGGAGCGCCUUACAACACUUGAGCUGCUUGAGAUCAGACAGCAGCAGCAACAAAUUCAGCAGUUUAUUCAGGAACAGGAAAAGGACAGCAGGAAGGAAGACACAGGCUUUGCAGAGGAGUCCUCACAACUUUACACAGUAGAGGAGCAGACUGUGUCUGGCAUGGCAGCAGUAGAGCCCAGCUCAGGUCAUGGGGAUGGCACUGCAGGGGAUUCGACGGUGCCCAUCAUUUCUGAAAUUCAGGACAGCGGCUCUAUGGAUCUAGACGCUUCCACGUCAGUCCAGGUCACCAAAGAGGCAGAGCGGGCUGCCACUCUGCCUGUGGAGCCUCCACGACCUCAGACGACCCUGCUGGAGGGAACUCUAGCCCGGAAACAUGAGAUGGAGGGACCUAACAAAAAGGCGUCUAACAGGUCCUGGAACAACAUCUACUGUGUGUUAAAACCUGGGCAGCUCUCGGCCUACAAGGAUGCCAAGAGCUUCGGACAUGGCGUCACUUAUCAUGGUGAAGAUCCACUGUCACUAAGCAACGCAUCAUGUGAGGUGUUGACCAGUUACAAGAAAAAGAAACAGGUCUUUAAACUCCGGCUUGGUGAUGGCAGUGAGUACCUGUUCCAGUGUAAAGAUGAGGAUGAGCUACAGACAUGGACUCAGGCCAUAGAGAAGGCAGCACAGCCUGAUGUAGAGGAUCCAGUAGCAGGACCCUCAGGGCCUCGAGCCCGGAGCCUACCACCGCAAUCCUCCUCCACCCUCCCAGAAGCCCCCUCAACCAAGAAGGACAAGGAGAAGAGGUUCAGUUUAUUCACCAAGAAGAAGUGAGGGCAGCUCAGAAGUCCAGGACCUCACAGUGGACACUCACACACACACACUCACUCAUGGGACACAGUGGGCAGAUGGGGAAAUGAAGAAAUUUAUAUUACCGUACUCCCUUUUUUUCUACAUUAUAUUAAUUUGUAUGAUUGAGAAUGACACGCUUGCUUGUAUGUACGCCACUGGACUGUUGCAAAGGUCCACCUGUGUUCUUAAUUUUUUACUUUAUUUAACCCCUAAAAUAGAGCAUAUUCACAGUGUAUCCAAAUAAAACCACCAGAAGGCUGUUAUCACACUCAACCAAAGAUUGUACAUUUUUAUUCUCAUUACCUCUUUGAUUUAUGACAUGAUCCUCCUGGCAUGCAUGCUUUUUGAAUAUUAUGUAGCGUAUUUUAAUCACAGUGAGAAGAAGCAUUUUGUCAAUUUGCCUUACUCUUCCAAAUAAUGGUUGCAAAAUGUGAUACUGUGCUCUUCGUGUUGGAACUUAGAAGUGAACAUUAGCGAGGUUUGUUGUAAAUGCUGUGUAACCAUGCAGGGGUUUAGUUGUGAGGUGUGGUUUAUACACUGUACCCUAGUGAAUAGACUUAGCACAAAUUGCAGUUAGCACAGUGGACAGUGUGCAUUUUUGUUUUGCUAAGUAUAGUCAUGAUUGUCCAUCAGGAAAGUAAUAAUAGAAUUUGGAGCGAAUUUGUGUAAUGGAUUGGCAUUAGGGGUGCACUGAUAUGGGAAUUAUUGUAUUUGAUAUACCCUGACAUGAAAAAUGUCCUGAGACAUGAAUUAACUUGGUCCAAUCCCUUUCCCCACUUACCCCUUCUUUUCGAGUGUAACCCUUCCCUUUGUAACUCUGUUAAAAUCUUUCAAGCACUCCUGAUAGCAGUGGAGCGCUAAAGUUAAGUAACCUAGCUGCUGCUGGUUAACUAGUUAACUUUAGGGCAUUUUAUGUCUUCAUAAAGUGGGGAGACAAUUAUUUUUGUCCAUUUCUUAAUUCCUCUUUGAUGGGGAGCUGAAAUUAGCUUUCAUUAGCUUUUAUUUUAUUUUAUUUUUCCAUUCAGCCUUAAAUGCUGCAGCCCCUGCCAUCUGUUGCACUAUUAAAGGUGGAAUGGGAAAGUUAGCUAGCUAGCAAGCUAGCUACUGAGACAAACUACAAGCAAUCUUUUUUAUGCUUGUUAUGAAGAAUUCACUGAAACUACACAUUAAACUCUGGUAAUAUAGUGCUAAUCCUCACUUUAACCAAGGAAAAUACUUGCUUACAGUAAUUCUCAUCUGAAAAAUCUCUAUAUGAAGGGCUUACAAGCCCUAUCCCUUCCCCUAACCUACCCCUCCAGCCUAACAAGAAUCGGGACACCCUAACCAUGCACGUACAAAACAGAGGGGUAGGGGUAAGUGGUAGGGUCAAGGGGUGAAAUGGGAUUGGGCCACUGUGUUGUGUUUCUUGAUUUUUUUGUGCUGUGAUAUCUAAACGCUGUAAUGACCUGUAGAAUUGUUUCCACAGACAAUUCUAGCCAGAUGCAGCCAGUAACGAUCAUUACCACCCACUGUGCAGUCCACUCUGGAUGAAAAUGCCUUCUAUGAUGUAUUUUCUGUAUGCACAUGACUUAAAUCUGUCCCAUUUAAUAUAUUUUAAAAUGAUAUAUUUCAAUACCAAUGUGGUUCUGGUAAUACUGUGCAUCCCUAAGUCAUAUUUAGUAAUGAAAGAGACAAAAUGUCAAAAAAGUGUACUCAACAAUUCGCAAAAGCCUCUAGUAUGCCUCAACAUAUGUUUUUUUUCUAAUGCAUGAAUGGAUGUGUUGAUUUAAUAUGGUGCUAUGUGAUUAUUGCAUAACUAUGUUUUACCUCCUUGAACCUCUCAGGCUCUUUGGUCUGUUUGGCCAGCAUUCUGCAGAAAUUUUGAGUUGUUUGUUAGUUAGUUAGCUAACUAGCAUAGCAUAAAAUACAUUUUUGCUAGCAUAAUAGCUAGCAUAAAACACCUCCUUUUUUGUUUUCAUUUCUUUUGCAAAUAUAGCCAUAUUAUAAUAUGUACAGCCAAUUAUAAUGUCCAAUCAGGGAACACACUGGUAGCCGCUGAAACAUACUAAGAAUGUUUAAGGAAAGAAUGUGUGUUGAGUGAGUAUGAAUGUAACAUGAGAGUUGGUGUUGUCAUGGCAGAGGAAAGAAAAACUUAACAUAUCUUUAUUUAAACCCUGAACAAAAGAACAUCAUUUUUAGGGAUGAACUGUUCUCAAUCAUGUAUUUGAUUAAUGUACAUUAAUCUUGUACAUGACACACACACACAUAAAUAUUUACAAAUAGUGUAAAAAAAAAUUGUGAGAAAGAUAUAAAAUGCUGGGCUCCGGACUAGCAUGGUCCCACCGUUCCGGGGAUGGUAAAAAUGGCACAUGAUACAGGAUUAAGUUCUUUCAGUACUCUUUCAGGAUUGUGAAUCUGUGUGCAGUGAACCCGGUUUUAAGCAGUUUUUGAUUGAUUGUUCGUUAAAAUAUGACUGGGAGCCAUCCUAAUGAUUAGGGCAAAGUUACGCCUUUCAACUCAAAGCCAAUCUGCUUGCUGGUAAUGCUGCAAGGAGAGAGGGGGAGAGGCAUAUAGACAAGAAAGUCCAAACAAUUGAUGAUAUUAUGGAUUUAGAAAAAUACACAAAUAAAUACAACAAUAAUGGUAUAUUGGGUAAUUGUGAUGGUUGCCAGAAAACUUCGGGACGGCCGAUAAAGAAGUUAGUCUGGAGCCCUGUAUUAUAUAAUAUUACCUGUCAUUAAUACAUAUUGUGAGCUGAACUGGCAACUGGCUGGAACAUGUUUUCUUACAUGUUUCAGAAAGUGCCCUUAGUUUACUUUAUUUUACUGCAUACCUGCUAGACACUCCCUCACUACCAUGUCCAUGUCUGUCUAAAGUAAAUUUUGACACACUAUUUAAUUUUUUGUUGUCUUUCUAGAAAAGGGAACAGUUUUUCUAUGAUAUUACAACAUGUUGUGUGUUCCAUGUCUGCAGCACUCACUUGAGAUCUGACCCUCCUUUUCUUGGACCUCCUCUCUUCUGUCAUAUUUGCAAACUCACUGCAGAACCCAUGUAUAGUAAGCUGAAGCCAAUAAUUAAGAGAGGAAACAUGCAAAAUCAAUAAACUCUUUGUUUGCA